Phalaenopsis equestris is the source of this 571-nucleotide messenger RNA. RefSeq names its product ACT domain-containing protein ACR3-like. Bases 83 to 571 code for a protein of 162 amino acids. The transcript is spliced from 5 exons. Lineage: Eukaryota; Viridiplantae; Streptophyta; Magnoliopsida; Asparagales; Orchidaceae. The record is from RefSeq and is a predicted model, not a curated record.
UUGUGUUCCAGCUCUCAGUUAUCGUGCAGACUUCUCCUGCUUCGUCUUCUUCCUCCGCUUCUGUUAGUUACUAGACACAACAAUGGCUCAUGGUUGCCCCUACUUCGACAUUGACUACGUUCCCCUUUUCGAAUACAUUCCUCCGCUCGGGGUGUCUGUUGAUAAUGACAUAUGUGAUGAUUUUAAUAUCAUCAAGGUCCAUGGGGCAAACAGAUACGGUAUCCUGCUAAAAAUUAUUCAAGCUAUGAGCGAUUUAGACCUCAUCAUCUCAAAGUCCUACAUUUCAUCGGAUGGCAGUUGGUUCAUGAAUUCUUUUCAUGUUACCGAUCCCCAAGGAUACAAAAUUAAAGAUUCAAAUCUCAUAAAGUAUAUGCAAGAUUCUCUCAAUCUCGUUCAAAAAGAAAAAGGAUCUUGCAGCACAACUCAGGUCAAAAUCAGAAACGGCAACAUAGUCACCGUUAACCAUUUUGGCUCAGAUUGUGCCGCCCUUGAAAUUACAUUUUUUGAUCGCCCGGGAAUCUUCUCUGAGAUUUGCACCUUGCUUUUCGAGCACUCUUAUUUCAUGAUGUGA